AUGAAAUCUCACAAUCAAGGCAGAUAAGAUUUCCUUCAAUGGAUAAACGAACUAACUGAAUGCGAUUAUCCCAAAGUCGAGUUAUUGUCAGAUGGAAUUGGCUAUUGUUAAAUAAUAGAUGCAUUGCAUCCAGGAGCCAUCUAUCUUUCAAAAUUGAACUUCAUGGCCAGAUUCCCAGAUGAAUACACCAAGAAUCUUAAAGUUCUUGAUGAUGCAUUUUCUAAAUUGAAAAUUGACAAAGUUGUUCCAAUUGACAAAUUAAGCAAAUGCAAAUUUUAAGAUAACAUGGCUUUCUUGUAAUGGAUGUACAAUUAUGCAUCCAAAGUUAAUCCAUUUGUUAAGAAUUACAGAGGGUAUUCAAGAAGAUUGGAGGCUUUUGAAAAAUAACAUCAUGGUCGUUAUACAUAAAUGAGUGCACAUCUAAUUCCAAAUACUGAAUUUUUAAAAUUCAAAUAGACAGAUAUAGAUGGCAGAACCUUCUUAAAAGUUGAAUCAACCAAAGCUUAAUAGGCUGAAGAUGCUAUCAAAGAAUUGGAAAUCGAUAUCAAAAAUAAAAUGGAUUACAAUUGGAAAUUGAUCUAUGCUCUAGAUGAUCUGUAAUAUUAGAGAGAUGUAUUGUAUGGAUUGCUAACGAAAAUUGAUUAAUGCGUACAAAAAAGCAGUGAUCCUGCUGCUGUUAAGAUGCACAAUGUAAUUAUGGAAGAACCUAUAGAUUUUUCAGAAAAAUGA
Paramecium tetraurelia is the source of this 729-nucleotide messenger RNA. RefSeq lists its product as uncharacterized. Gene Ontology annotation, molecular function: microtubule plus-end binding. NCBI's taxonomy places the organism in Eukaryota, Ciliophora, Oligohymenophorea, Peniculida, Parameciidae. Gene Ontology annotation, biological process: protein localization to microtubule plus-end; spindle assembly; regulation of microtubule polymerization or depolymerization. The transcript has 3 exons. The record is from RefSeq and is a predicted model, not a curated record. Gene Ontology annotation, cellular component: cytoplasmic microtubule; microtubule plus-end; microtubule organizing center.